Amaranthus tricolor (Joseph's coat) is the source of this 1120-nucleotide messenger RNA. RefSeq names its product ribosomal protein S14, mitochondrial. The transcript has 2 exons. Gene Ontology annotation, biological process: translation. The coding region runs from base 212 to 646 and encodes 144 amino acids. Gene Ontology annotation, molecular function: structural constituent of ribosome. Lineage: Eukaryota; Viridiplantae; Streptophyta; Magnoliopsida; Caryophyllales; Amaranthaceae. The record is from RefSeq and is a predicted model, not a curated record. Gene Ontology annotation, cellular component: small ribosomal subunit; ribosome.
GUAAAAAAUGACUACAUAAUUGAAGCGAUUAGAUUACUGGUCUCACGGUAAGGCGAACUGUCGCAACACCUAUGAUUUUACCUGCCUGAGUUCGACAAACCAACGCAAAACCUUUGCACCUUUUUACUUUCAACUUUCUCCAUUACUGAGGAUAUAUUGCUUUCAGACCCCAAAUACAGAAAAUCCUCGAUUUAAUACUUUCCGGCAGAAAAUGUUUAGGGUAAUUGGAAAUCUUCUAGGCAAAGUUAAUCUUCCUUUGACUGCUCCAAAAUCGGAUUUAAUCUCCCCUGUUGUUCAUGAACUCCAAUGUAGUAGAGGUUUUUCGACUGGAGCAGGUGCUUAUGUUGGAGAUAAGCGUAAUAUAGGGGACUACCAUCGCAGGCAACUCGCAGCCAAAUAUGAGCUGAGGCGCAAGCUCUACAAAUCACUGUGCAGAGAUUCUGAAGUUCCGGCUAAUUUGAAAGAGAAAUUCCGUUACAAGCUAUCCAAACUGCCGAGAAACAGUGCGUUCAAUAGGGUGAGGAACCGCUGUAUUUUCACAGGGCGACCUCGUGCAGUGUACGAGAAAUUUCGUAUGUCCCGUAUUGUUUUUCGUGAAUUGGCAAAGAAAGGCGAAUUGAAUGGUGUACAGAAAGCAUCCUGGUAAGUCGUCAUUUCUUUCGAUCACACAAGACGGACACACCCUCGUUCUGCUCUGGUUAGCAUCGCCUUUGCUAUCAUCAAGCAAUACAGUUACAUGCUAUCAUGCUGCUUUCUCGUAUCGUUUAUUCCUUGUGUGCACGGUGCACUUCCAUUGUGCUUUGUGAUUUUUUGGUUAUUUUCUUUUGCCUCUUUUUUUGUUAUACUUAAAGUGAAAACUACUAAAGCCGAUAUCGGUUUUUGGACAUAUUUUUCACUGGAAAUCUGGUUCGGAACAUCAUGUUUGUCUGUUCGCCUUUUUUAGUUGAAAAGUCGAGGGAAAACGAGAACGAAGAAAUAGAAAAAGCCUAUAAGAGGUGAAUCGUGAAGGAUAUGGAGAAUGUUACAUUUGCGUGUAUUGUAGAAGUAUUUUGAUUGGCAUUGUCAAUGAACUUUGCUAUAUUUUUCUAUUGCCAUUGGAAGUACAUUUUCUCUCCUUUCA